Molecule: messenger RNA, 1233 nt
Organism: Aspergillus mulundensis
Lineage: Eukaryota; Fungi; Ascomycota; Eurotiomycetes; Eurotiales; Aspergillaceae
Product: cytochrome P450
Exons: 5
Coding region: 1-1233 (410 amino acids)
Molecular function (GO): monooxygenase activity; heme binding; iron ion binding
Source: RefSeq, a predicted model, not a curated record
AUGGCUAUUGACGGCCCAUCCAGCCAGUGCGUCAAGGCCGAAUGGUACGACCUCCUGCACCCGAAUACAGGCCUAGUGACCACGCGAGAGAAACACCUCCACCGAGACCGCCGACGGCGCUGGAACCGGGGAUUCACGCCGAAAGCGCUCGCCCAGUACAAAAGCAAGAUCCUCCCGUCCAUCGAGCAACUCGACGCCUGCAUCAAGAACAACAUCGCCACUGGAAAAGUCUCAGACGUCUCCGAUCUGCUCUUCUGGCUCACAUUCGACCGCAUGGGCGAGUUCGUGCUCGGCAAGAGCUUCGAUAUGCUGCGGAACCAGGAAUGGCAUAGCAUCAUUGUCCUCCUGCAGAAGGCGAUGUCGAUUCUGGGGCCGCUGGGUCCGACGCCGUGGGUUGUGCAGAUUGCGUUUCGACUUAUGCCGCGUGUGGGGGUGUUGCGAGACUGGUUUACGAUGGUUGCGUGGUGUGAGGAGCAGGUGAGGACGCUUAAGAUACAGCCUCAGACACCCGAGGAUAAGCCAUCCGAGCCCGCAGUCCUAGCCCACUACCUCAACCUCAACCUCCCCGACUCCCGCACCACUGCAGGCAAACCCACCAACGCAGCCCUAACAGGCGACAGCAUCUCCGCCAUCGUCGCCGGCAGCGAGCCCACAGCCUCGGCACUGAUCGCCCUCCUCUACUCGCUGGCCAAGAACCCAGCACACGCCGAAACCAUCCGGCGCGAACUCCAACAAAACACCGUCGAUAUCCGCGACAGCAAUAGCCUGGCGCGGCACUGCCCGCACCUCGAGGCGUGCAUCUUUGAGGCUCUACGCCUUUACCCGUCCAUUCCGUCCGGCGGGUAUAGAAAGACGAGCGCGAGCGAGGGGAUUACCGUGGGCGGGACGUAUAUCCCGCCUGAGACGACGGUUGUUGCGCCGCGGUUUGUGAUUGCGCGUCGCGAGGACUGUUUCCAGCACGCAGAGCGCUUCAUACCAGAGCGGUGGACGACGCGGCCGGACUUGGUGCGCAAUCGGGCGGCUUUUGCGCCUUUUGGGACUGGCUCCAAAAGCUGUAUCGGACGAGCGCUUGCCAUGAACGACCUGAUGCUGGUUACGGCGCACAUUGUCCACCACUACGAGAUGCGGUUUCCGGCUGGGGAGACGGGGGACGAGGUGGGUCGGGACUGGGUUGAUAAUUUUACGUCGACGUUGGGGCGGUUGAGGUUGGUGUUUGAGGAGCGGGAGGUGUGA